Messenger RNA from Miniopterus natalensis, 927 nucleotides. NCBI's taxonomy places the organism in Eukaryota, Metazoa, Chordata, Mammalia, Chiroptera, Miniopteridae. The record is from RefSeq and is a predicted model, not a curated record.
AUGGCUCCCGCGGCGUGGACGGGCCUCCCUCUGUGCCUGUGCCUCCUGCUGGCACCCGGCUGCGCCCAGGCGGGCAAGCUGCUGGUCAUCCCCAUGGACGGGAGCCACUGGUUCACCAUGCGCUCUGUCGUGGAGCAGCUCGCCCACAGAGGGCAUGAGGUGGUCGUGGUCAAGCCAGAGGUGAGUUGGCAACUGAGACAGUCAUCCAAUUACACCAUGAAGAGUUAUUCCUCUUCUUACACCCUAGAGGAUUUGAAUCACCAGUUCUGGGUUUUCUCUGAGGCUCAGUGGAAAACUCGGGUGCAAGAUGUACAUUCUUUGCUAUUGAGCCCAUCCAACGGUAUUUUUGAUUUUUUUUUCUCACACUGUAGAAGUUUGUUCAACGACAAAAAAUUAGUAAAAUACAUAGAAGAUGGUGCUUUCGAUGCAGUGUUUCUAGAUCCUUUUGACCUGUGUGGCUUGAUCGUGGCCAAAUAUUUUUCACUGCCCUCCGUGGUCUUCACCAGGGGCGUGUUUUGCCACUAUCUUGAAGAAGGGACCCGGUGCCCCAGCCCUGCUUCCUACGUUCCCAGGGGCUUCUCCGCGCUAUCGGACACCAUGACCUUCAGGGAGAGAGUGCGGAACCACGUUAUCCAACUGGAGGAACAUUUAAUUUGUCACUAUUUUUUCAAAACUGGUUUGGAAGUCGCCUCUGAGAUUCUCCAGACCACUGUGACAGCCAGUGACCUUUUCAGCCAACCAUCCAUUUGGUUGAUACGGAGUGACUUUGUUUUCGACUAUCCCAGACCUGUGAUGCCCAACAUGAUCUUCAUUGGCGGCAUCAACUGCCACCCGGGAAAGCCACUGUCACAGGUGAGUUGCCCAUCCUUUCCCCUGCUCAGGAUAACCUGGCUUGGUCGUGAAAGGAAAGCAGAGAUUCCGCACUGA